GGACAGAGCUCAGAAGAGCGGAUCACAAUAGACGGGCGGGCGGCACAUUCCGGACCCAGCACCCGCAUCAGCAGCCAUGAAAGCGGCUCUAGACAUCAAGCCCACCCUGACCAUCAUCAAGACCGAGAAGCCGGAGUAUGAGUCGUACUCCUGUGCCGAUAUAGAGUGCGCUGAUGUUCCCCUGCUGACACCCAGCAGUAAGGAGAUGAUGUCUCAGGCUCUUCGGGCCACCUUCAGCGGCUUCACCAAGGAGCAGCAACGUCUUGGCAUCCCCAUUGACCCUCGAGAAUGGACAGACGCUCACGUCAGGGACUGGGUGUCGUGGGCGGUGAACGAGUUCUCCUUGAAGGGUUUAGACUUCCAGAAGUUUCGCAUGAGUGGGGCAGCGCUGUGCGCGCAUGGGAAGGAAUGUUUCCUGGAAUUGGCGCCGGAUUUUGUAGGAGACAUAUUAUGGGAGCACCUAGAAAUCUUACAGAAAGAAGACUCAAAACUGUACCAAACGAAUGAGAUGGCCCCAGCGUACCCAGAGUCCAGAUACAGCUCCGACUACUUCAUCGGUUACGGCAUAGAACACCCACAAUGUGUCCCACCAUCCGAAUUCUCAGAGCCCAGCUUCAUCACCGAAUCCUAUCAGACAUUGCACCCUAUCAGCUCAGAAGAACUCUUGUCUCUAAAAUAUGAGACUGAAUACCCCUCUCCACUCCUGCGAGACCCCCUACCGCCUGACUCGCUCCAGGGAGACUAUUAUAAUAUCAAACAGGAGGUUGUUUCUCCAGAUAACAUGUGUGUGGGACGGAUCAGCCGAGGUAAGCUCGGAGGACAGGAGUCAUUUGAAAGCAUUGAGAGCCAUGACAGUUGUGACCGGCUCACCCAGUCCUGGAGCAGUCAGUCUUCCUAUAACGGCCUCCAGCGUGUUCCCUCAUACGACAGCUUUGACUCUGAGGACUACCAACCUGCACUGCCCAAUCACAAACCCAAAGGAACAUUCAAGGACUAUGUGAGAGACCGAGCCGAGCUGAAUAAGGACAAGCCGGUCAUCCCCGCCGCUGCCCUGGCUGGAUACACAGGCAGUGGACCCAUCCAGCUCUGGCAGUUCCUCUUAGAGUUACUAACAGACAAGUCAUGCCAGUCCUUCAUCAGCUGGACGGGGGAUGGCUGGGAGUUUAAACUCUCCGACCCAGAUGAGGUUGCCAGACGUUGGGGCAAAAGGAAAAACAAGCCUAAAAUGAACUACGAGAAGCUGAGUCGCGGUCUGCGAUAUUACUAUGAUAAGAACAUCAUUCACAAGACAGCUGGGAAGCGAUACGUUUACCGCUUUGUAUGUGAUUUGCAAAGCCUCCUUGGGUAUGUUCCGGAAGAGCUUCAUGCAAUGCUAGACGUGAAACCAGACACUGAUGAAUAAGGACACAGGCUGGGGGGGGGGGGGCGAUGGUGACAAUCAAAGACAAAACCCUAGGGACCCAAACUGCACCCUCCACGCCCACAACGGUUUAUAUACAUUGGACGCGGAGGAUUCUGGGAGGCGAUCUUCCAUCGUUUGCGAGAUGGAAAUUGACUGUGAGUCUUGGUUACUGAAGAUCUGUCGGAUGUUGCUCACCUUAAGGCUGAAAUGGAAGAGCGACGUGAUGGCUUCUGUGAGCGAGCGUAUUCAUUCCAGACGUUGUGCCAGUAUUUCUCAUGUUUUGCUAAUGAGACCUUUUCCUUAUUGUCGUCUGCAAGCAGCGGAGAGGCGGUGAACUCCAGCUACCCGUAGGUGGAGGAGUGGCGCUGCCAUAUAAGGAAGGGGUAGAUUUUUAUAUUUCAUGUUUUUCAUGGUUUUUGUUUUCAUGAAGCUGAGUGUUUCACCUUACAGAAAUCUUACUCAGGACACAAUUCAUAACUGUAGCAACCAAACGCAGCUCUUCCUUGCACAAGUCUCGCUCCUCGGUCUCACUAAUUUAUGUCUUCUGCUGAGCCUCUGAGACAAUGGUUGCACCCACAUCCUGUUUGCCAUCUUGCGUAUUCCCAGAUUUGUAUUUUUAUAGAAAAGGAAAAUAUAUGUAUAUAUUUUAUAAAAAAAAAAGAAAAAAAAACUGUAAAAGAGAAUUGUACAGAUUUAAAUUGCUUUGGUUUUUCCAAUGUGCCAAAGAGGGUUAAUAUGUUCUUUAAUGCUCCGCUAUGACAAUCUUUUGUGUGUGGCCCUUGAUAUUGGCACAGUAUAGGACGCUGUCAUUUCUUAAGGGUUCCACCUGUAACUAUUUUACUGUCUGGGCAACAAGGUCUACGAGAGGACCAGGAUCUUGUCCCCUUUAAGCUGUAAAAGUCUAGGGAUCAUUUCAAAGGAGGUGGCCAUUUGUGAUGAACGUGCUGCUGCACCAUUGUGGAGAUGCUGCUGCAAUAUCAUUGUCCUCGCCAUCUACGGAAAAAUGAUACAGAAAUGCAGGGCCGCUCUACCCUAUACAUUCCAUGCGUCCUCUGCAGUAACCCUUUGCAAACUGACAGGCAUUGGGCAUACUUGAGUUUGUAAUUUUUGUAUAUAUAUAUUUUUUUUUUUAUCUAUGAGAAAUAAAGAUGAUUAUUUAAAGCA
Messenger RNA from Bufo gargarizans (Asiatic toad), 2566 nucleotides. RefSeq names its product ETS proto-oncogene 1, transcription factor (gene ETS1). The transcript has 8 exons. The coding region runs from base 77 to 1402 and encodes 441 amino acids. The record is from RefSeq and is a predicted model, not a curated record. Lineage: Eukaryota; Metazoa; Chordata; Amphibia; Anura; Bufonidae. Gene Ontology annotation, molecular function: DNA-binding transcription factor activity, RNA polymerase II-specific; sequence-specific DNA binding. Gene Ontology annotation, cellular component: nucleus. Gene Ontology annotation, biological process: regulation of transcription by RNA polymerase II; cell differentiation.